This is a messenger RNA of Dentiscutata erythropus, 711 nucleotides long. NCBI's taxonomy places the organism in Eukaryota, Fungi, Glomeromycota, Glomeromycetes, Diversisporales, Gigasporaceae. The record is from the annotation of a GenBank genome assembly.
AUGUCACUAGCUAUGACUCCCAAUACUAUCGCCUCUUCAUCGAUGAAUAAUGAUGUUGAGAAUCAUUGGGAAACAGUGUACCAGAAGAAGGCACCUGAUGCAGUGAGUUGGUAUCGUCCACAUCUUGAAACAUCGUUGCGAUUUAUUGAACGAGCAAUUCAAGGCCAAGACUUGUCUAUUAUUGAAGUGGGUGGUGGUCAAUCAACUCUGGUCGAUGAUCUGCUUACACGGGGAUACCAGAAUGUUAGCGUUCUUGAUAUCUCGAAAACCGCGAUCAAUGGUACCCAAGGUCGGCUUGGCAAAGCGGCAUCGAAGGUAAAGUGGCUUAUAGCUGACAUAACACAAGUAACAUUCCCAGAAAAUUAUUAUGACGUUUGGCAUGAUCGAGCAGUAUUUCAUUUUCUGACUACCCCUGAAAAACGUGCAGCCUAUGUGAGGCAACUGACCCUCGCCACGAAAUUAGGUGGCCAUGUGAUUAUAUCUACAUUUGGGCUGCAAGGGCCGGAGAAGUGCAGCGGUCUUGAAGUGGUUAGGUAUGACGUUGAAUCGCUAUGCAAGCAAGUUGGAGAACAAUUCCAAUUAAUUGAAAGUGUUACUGAAAUUCACCAAACACCAUUCGGCACAACGCAACAAUUCCUGUAUUGUUAUUUCAAGGAACCUCCUGUCAUUAUAGAAUAUGCUGAGAAACGUAUCAAGGUUGCCUUUUUUUAA